This is a messenger RNA of Cajanus cajan (pigeon pea), 1948 nucleotides long. RefSeq names its product tubby-like F-box protein 8. Gene Ontology annotation, molecular function: protein binding. The record is from RefSeq and is a predicted model, not a curated record. NCBI's taxonomy places the organism in Eukaryota, Viridiplantae, Streptophyta, Magnoliopsida, Fabales, Fabaceae.
UUCCACUUUUGACCUUUAUUUUUCUCCCUGUGUGGUUGAAAGUUUGGUUGGUUGAAUCAAGUAUAUAUUUUUUUUUUGUAAGAUUCUAAUUAGAGUUUGAAGUUAGAUAUUUAACUUUAGGGUGUUCAACUGUUGGAGAUAAUGUUUUAAAUUAUGAUUCUGACCAAAGUCUGAAAUCUUAGGCCGCUUUAGGUUCAUAUACUUGUGAGUUGUGGUAUCUUCUAACUAGGGUGGAUUAGUGGUGUGAAAUAUUAUUCCAUAAGUGGUGUUAAUCACAAUAAAUUCUCGGGCUGUUAGUGUUUUGUAGUAGCAGAUGUCCUUCCGCAGUAUUGUUCGUGAUGUAAGGGAUGGAUUUGGAAGCCUAUCAAGGCGGAGUUUUGAGGUAAGGCUUCCUAGCCAUCACUGGGGCAGGUCAAAUAGUUCGGUCCAUGAGGCGCAGGAACGUCCGCCGGUAAUACAAAACAGCCGGUGGGCUGGCCUUCCGCCUGAGCUUCUUCAUGAUGUUAUUAGAAGAUUGGAAGAAAGUGAGAGUACAUGGCCGGCUCGUAAGAAUGUGGUUGCGUGUGCCGCUGUGUGCAAGUCCUGGAGAGAAAUGUGCAAAGAAAUUGUUACCAGUCUCGAGUCCUGUGGGAAGAUUACUUUCCCAGUCUCCCUGAAGCAGCCUGGUUCAAGGGAUGGAACCAUCCAGUGUUUCAUCAAGAGAGACAAAUCUAAUCUGACUUACCAUCUAUUCCUUUGUCUUAGUCCUGCAUUGCUAGUUGAAAAUGGAAAGUUUCUUCUUUCUGCAAAACGGACGAGAAGAACAACAUGCACUGAGUAUAUUAUAUCAAUGGAUGCGGAUAACAUAUCUAGAUCUAGUAGCACUUACAUUGGAAAACUGAGGUCAAAUUUUCUUGGCACCAAGUUCAUAAUUUAUGAUACACAGCCUCCCUAUAACAACUCUCAGCUGUCUCCUCCUGGCCGAAGCCGUAGGUUUAAUUCAAAAAAGGUUUCUCCAAAGGUCCCUAGUGGCAGCUACAAUAUUGCCCAGAUCACCUAUGAGCUGAAUGUCCUCGGUACUAGGGGCCCGCGCAGGAUGAACUGCACCAUGCACUCAAUCCCCAUAUCAUCCCUCGAGCCUGGCGGCACUGUUCCAGGCAAGCCAGAGCUCCUUCCCCGCUCCCUUGAAGAUUCCUUCCGAAGCAUAUCCUUUGCUAGGUCAAUCGACAACUCAACUGAGUUCAGCAGCUCUAGGUUCUCAGACAUAGUCAUGGCCGGCAGCGAAGAGGAGCAGGGAAAGGACAGGCCCUUGGUUCUCAAGAACAAAGCUCCAAGAUGGCAUGAGCAGCUGCAGUGUUGGUGCCUCAACUUUAGGGGGAGAGUGACUGUUGCCUCUGUCAAGAAUUUCCAGCUGAUUGCUUCAACGCAGCCUGCAGCUGGAGCCGGUGCUCCUGUGCCAUCAUCCCAGCCGGCGCAGUCCGAUCAUGACAAGAUCAUUCUUCAGUUUGGUAAGGUCGGCAAGGAUAUAUUUACUAUGGACUAUAGAUAUCCCCUAUCUGCAUUUCAGGCCUUUGCCAUUUGCUUGACUAGCUUUGACACAAAACUGGCUUGUGAAUAGUGACAAUGAGGUAUGGUACAAAAGACAAUAGGACUAUUCUAUCUCAAUUUAUGUAUUUACUGGGUGGUGAAGAUGCAUGGAGUCAUGGUACCCCACAUGGUUUAACUGUAAAGAACCGAACAAACAACCUGUGCUCAAUGUAAUUCUUCGUGCAUGUUUUUCCUCCUCUUAUGUUAGUCUGCAACAGAUUAUCUGUCAAACAGUUGUAAUAAGCUUCUUCCAAUGGUAGGCUCUUCUGAACCUUAAAACACAUUGUUAUGUUUUGGUACUUUAUUAUUUGAGGACAAUUAGCGAUCUUCUCUAUAUUGGUUAAAAUUGGAAUUAUAAAUUUUAUGAGUCGUACAUUGUAUU